Onthophagus taurus is the source of this 4002-nucleotide messenger RNA. Its product is annotated as gem-associated protein 5. Gene Ontology annotation, molecular function: protein binding; mRNA 3'-UTR binding. Gene Ontology annotation, cellular component: nucleus; SMN complex. NCBI's taxonomy places the organism in Eukaryota, Metazoa, Arthropoda, Insecta, Coleoptera, Scarabaeidae. Gene Ontology annotation, biological process: spliceosomal snRNP assembly. The record is from RefSeq and is a predicted model, not a curated record.
GCAUGUGCCAUAUAUAUAUAUAUAUGUUAACUUCAAAAAACUCGUUUUAAACGCAUUUAACUGAGUUUUUAUAAAAAACUUUUCAAAAGCACGUUAAUUUUCAUCGAAAUUUCAUCAUUACACCUCAAAAGGAUUUGAGUCACAAAAAUGAAUAACUUGGUAAUUCCACCAUCCCCGAAUUGGUAUGAAUCAAAGGUACUCACGUGUGCCGUGGAUGGUACGUUAGUAUAUGGGGCCCAAAACGAGAUAAUCAUAAUUAAUCCUACGGAGCAAGAUAAAGCAGCUGAUGUUAAAACGUUUCCAAGGGCUCAUUACGCAAGAGUAUUAUCUGUUGAUGUUAACUCAAACUGGGGGUUAGGAAAUAAAUUGGUUGUAUCAGCAAGUGAAGAUAAAAUCAUUCAUUUAUGGAAUGCUGAAACAUAUUUGUUACAUUCUACUAAUUCAACUCAUACUACCCAAGAAGAUAAAUUAAUAGGCUCUGUAUUUUUGGGAAUUGAUAAAAUUGUCAGUAUUUCCGAAAAUGGUUUUAUUUCACUCUGGAGAUUCAAAUCAGGCGAAACAAUCACGUUUAAAAACAUUUUUGGGUUUAAAUCACGUAUAACAACAUUAACAGCUUGUCCCCAUCUUAGUUGGAUGAUGGCGUUUGGUUUAAGUUGUGGGUUAGUUGUUAUUGCUGACUUAAGAAAAACUGGGCGGGUUAUUUACAAACUUAGGGGACAUGAUAAAAGCAUUGUGUCUUUAUCUUGGUGUCCAACACCAUUUAACAUUUUUCCUAAAAAGGUUAUCAAAACUGCUUCUGUGAAAAUUGAACGAAAAGUUGAAGAGGAAGCACAUCAAGAUUUGAGUACAGAUAAUGUUGAAACUACUAAUGAUAAUCAAGCCUUAUUAGAGACUGAAACUGAAGAAAAUGGUGAAAUCAAAAAAGAAAUUGAAAUUAAAACUGAAUGUAUUGAAGUUAAGACUGAAAUGGAUGAAUCUAACACAAUUGAGAAAGAAGGAGAUGCAAUUUGCGAAAUUGGUGAUUUGAAAAAAGAAAUUGAUGAGGAUAAUAAACAAAUUGAAAUAGAAGUAAACUCUAUUCAAGUCAAUUCAUCUUUGGAUACGAAUAUUAAAAUUGAAUCUCAAACAGCUCUAUCAAAAGACUAUCUUUUAGCUUCUUCUGCAAGGGAUGGUUCAAUUUGUAUUUGGAGGGCAGGAACUGAUGGUCGCAAACAAAUGGAAUUAUCUGGAAGAGUUAGUAAGGCAAAAAAUUGGAGAAAUGCUGCAAAAUCUUGGGUUUCUCUAUGUUGGAUUACCCCGGAGAUUUUAUUGUCCUCAUCAAUAACAGCAGAACUUUUACAGUGGAAUUUAUUAAAACAAACUAAUAGAGGACCUGAAAAAAAACUUGUGCAUCACGACCAUAGCAGUAAUUUAUUUGUGAUUGCAGCUCCAAUUAUUUUAAUACCAGAGUGGAAAAAUGAAAAUAAAUCGCAAUGUUUGUUCGCUUGGACUAUUGGGCAAGAAAGAUAUUUAUUAAAUACAAGUCUUCAAGCUGAUCGAACGAUCGUUGCUUCUUUACCGACUCUUGGAGGGCAUAUUUAUAGUUUAAAAAGUUCUCUUUUAGAUCCUUCAAGAUUGGCAAUUGGAAUUGGUGAUAACACAGCUAGAAUUUGGGAUCUUAGCAGACCCCAUAAGCAAUGUGUUACAAUGGCUAAUUUAUGGCAAAAAAUCCAAGGCAGAGUUCUUGCUUUAGCUUGGCAUCCAACAGAAGAAAAUAUUUUGGCUUAUGGAACAGCAGAAGGAAGGGUUGGAACAAUAAAUACAUGCUCAAAAAAAACGAAUUUAUUAUGUCAAUAUUUUCGUAACGCAGUUUAUGAUAUGGAAUGGGGUCCAAUCGACUCCAAUAUUAAUAAUUUAGGACUCUACGCUGUAGGUGAAGGAAAAUUAGUUGUUUAUAACACAUCAAAAGAAAACGAAGAUCCAAAACUUGUUGAUUCCUCAACAAAAGAACAGAUUCAAUGUCUCACUUGGAAGUCCGAUUUUACCAUUUUAUCAUGUGGCACAAAAACCGGUUCAAUUUUGAUUUAUAACACCUCUUUAACGCAUUUAACAACAAUAUACAGCGAUUAUAAAAGCAUUUAUGGGAUUAGUUGGCAUCCUUUGGCAACUGCUGAAGAUGAAGGAAUGUCCCCAAUGUCUUCUUGGCUGGCGAUUUCCUCAAGUUCCACUUCCGUUGUUGUUUUUGAUAUAAAAUCUGACCAAGGAGAGGGCGAUAAAAACAAAGAUAUACAAAAAAUUGUUUUAAACCGGCAUACCAAACCUGUAAGAUGUAUCGCUUGGAGUCCAUAUGUUGGAGGAAGACUCGUUUCCGGUGGAGACGAUGGAGUCAUUCACGUUUGGGAUGUUAAAAAUAAAUUGGUAUUAGCAACAUGUAUUGAACAUCUUGCAGAAGCGAUUUUUACUGUUCUUUGGAGCCCACUUGAUGAGAAUUUUAUUAUAUCUGGUGGGAGAGAUAAUUUUAUUAGGAUAUGGAAUGUUAAUGAACAAAAACCGAAAACUGACGAAGAAAUUAAAAAAUCAUUAGAAACUUAUUUAUCGUUCCGCAUGGAUAAAAAGAGACUAACUAAAGAUCAAAAUGACGAUGAUAAAGAUAUAAAAGUCCAAAGAGGUGUUAUGCUAAAUUUAGCUUCAAAAGCACAAAAUACCCCUGAAAAGGCGAUGAAUGAUUGCGUGAGAUUGUUUAAAAAAUUAAAUCCAGAUGAAGUUGUGAAUAUUGAAGAGAAAGAGAGUUUAAGAAACGAUUUUGAUGUUUUGAAAUUGUUUGAUGAUAAAGAUAAUAUGUUGCAUAUUUUAAAUGAAGAAUGUAAAAAUCAUAAAGAUAAGAAAAAAUAUCAACAAAGUCAACAUAUAGAUUUAUGGAAAGGUGAUAUAACAGAAAGUUUAACAAAAGCUAUAUCAGGAGGAAACGUUACACCUUGGCUAAUAAAUUUAGCCCCUAUGGUUUCAAUUGAUUUAUGGAAACAAGCUUGCGAGGCUUACGCAAAAAAGUUAGUAGAAGAUGCUAAAUCAGAUCCAAUAGAAACCGCUUCUUAUUUAUUAAUGUGCCACAAAGUAGAAGAAGCAAUUGAAGUUUUAUGCACAGCCACAUUGUAUCGAGAAGCUUUAGCUAUAGCGAAAUGUCGCCUCUCGAAAAAUGACCCAAUCAUCGAAGAAAUAUUGAAGAAAUGGGCUACAUAUGGUGUAAUUAGUGGAGCUUACGAAGUUUCAACACAAUGUUUUAUUGUUCUUGGACAAUACGAAGAAGCGGCGAAAGUUUUAUUUAAACGAUCUGACAUUGAUUCAUUGAAAUUUGCUGUUGUUUUAGCCGAAAAAUCGGGAAAUAAAGAUCUGAUUAAUGCUUGUAUUACAAGAUUUAAUAUGUUUAAUAAUGUUAAUGAGACAGAAAAUGAACAAAGAAAAGAAAUUAAAAAUGAAAUGGUUGAAAUUAAAGAUGAAAUGAUUAAUAGUGAAGAUGAAAUUAAUCAAGUUAAAGAUAAACCAAUUGAAAUUAAAAAUGAAAUGAUCCAAAUAAAAAAUGAAUCUGUUGAAAUUGAUGAUGAUAUUAAGGUUGAAAAGCAAGAUAAAAUUGAAAUUAAAAAUGAAAUGGUCGAAAUUAAAAACGAAAUGAUUCAAAUAAAAAGUGAAUCUGUUGAAAUUGAAGGUGUUAAGGUUGAAAAGGAAGAUAACAUUGAAAUUAAAAACGAUAUUGAUAAACUUAAAAAUGAUGAGGUUGAAAUAAAAGAUGACCAUGUUGAAAUAAAUGAUGAAAAUGUUAUAAUAAAACAUGAAACUAUUGACGCAAAAGAUGGAGAAAAUGUUUUGCAGGUGAAAGACAACACCAAAGGAGAUGAAUAAACUUUAUUUCAGUUAACUAAAAAGUUUUAAAUUUUUAGGUUGAUUAUUAAUUUUGUUUAAGUUGUACGUUUGAAGAAGCGUUGUUAUGUUUUGAUUACCUAAGAAUAAAGUAUUAUUUUUUGAACUGGG